Messenger RNA from Toxorhynchites rutilus septentrionalis, 3571 nucleotides. RefSeq names its product wee1-like protein kinase (gene Wee1). The transcript has 4 exons. The coding region runs from base 387 to 2201 and encodes 604 amino acids. Gene Ontology annotation, molecular function: ATP binding; non-membrane spanning protein tyrosine kinase activity; magnesium ion binding. Gene Ontology annotation, cellular component: nucleus. Lineage: Eukaryota; Metazoa; Arthropoda; Insecta; Diptera; Culicidae. The record is from RefSeq and is a predicted model, not a curated record. Gene Ontology annotation, biological process: mitotic cell cycle; protein phosphorylation.
GUAGUUGGGAAGAGAAAGAAAACAUCGUACAAACGGAAUUUUCACUGCCGACUGUUGGGCCUAAAAAUUGGCUGUUGGAUUUUUGAAAAAUUGUUUUAGUAGUUCUAAGUGCGUUAAACUGACUGUAUUUAGCGAAAAGUUGAAGUGAGACAAGUGUUUCGCUGGGGUAAAGGGGAAUUGGUGCGAAAUCUGGUGUAUUUUGAACAUAAAACGACUUAUAAAUUAGAGUCGGUGGUUGUUUUGGCAGUAUUCGCUUACUGUUUUUCAGUGGCGGAAGGCGCUGCUCUGUGAAGCGAUUUUCAUCGGUGGAUAUGUUUGUUUUGCUGACACUAUCAGAAUUCUCGAAAUAAAGUGUUGGAAUUGCAACGGCUCUGCCCGAAUUUUUAAUGGAUAAUUACACCGAAAGUAGUGGGGUUGAUUCAUCGCCAGACAUGAAUUCCAGUCUCGAAUUACCAUCGCCGGAUCGUUCGAUCGUGAUGCCCCGAAAGUUAACCUUUGGAUUAUCUCCGGAAAACGGAGACUACCGACGACCAGCUUUAACAGUAAGCCCACGGAAGCAACCAUCUGUUUCCCCUCCGUACAGGAAGGUCCGAGCAUUACGGCUCUUCGAUUCGCCGGCCACUCCGAAGACGAUAAUUCAGAAGUCGACAAGUAAAUUCAUGAAAACACUUGUAAAUGCGUCCAUCAAGGAACCUGAUGUUUUGGCGAAACCAAUUGAGAGUAAUGGACUGAUGUGCGAGAAACCCCGAGCUGUACCAUUGCAUCGGAACUACGAAAAUGUACUUCCACCAGCUAAUGUGAAUCCAUUCACACCUCCGGGAAUGUUCAUGCGAACGAAGAAACGAACGCGCUCUGGUUUGGAUGGUCAUGACACUCUGUUGAAUACCAGUGUCCCAACUGUUUUCCCAUGUAAUAAGAUUAAUCAGCCCUCGACAAGACAGAGCUUCGGUUACUUCCAAACACAAAAGAAUUUCAAUGAUUCACUCAAAUCGUCCGCCCUGCUCGAGGAAGAACUGGGUGAGGAACGCCAAGCGCCCAAACGACUUGCCCUGCAAGACUCAAACAUUUCCCGAUAUGAAAAAGAAUUUAUCGAAUUGAUGUUACUCGGGGAAGGAGAAUUCGGAUUGGUAUAUCAGUGUCUCAAUCGAUUGGACGGAUGUAUAUAUGCGAUAAAAAGAAGUAUUAAACCGGUUGCUGGAAGUUCAUUCGAGAAAACAGCGCUAAACGAAGUCUAUGCUCAUGCCGUUCUCGGAAAGCAUGAUAACGUUGUUCGCUACUAUUCUGCCUGGGCCGAAAACAAUCACAUGCUAAUCCAGAACGAGUUUUGCAACGGUGGAAGCGUCCAGACUCUUAUCCAGGAACGAACGCUAAAGGAAUCGGAACUUCGAUUGCUUCUGUUGCACGUCGCUGAGGGCCUCAAGUAUAUCCACUCAAAUGACCUCGUACACAUGGAUCUUAAAGCCGGUAAUAUCUUCCUCACCAAAGUGCCACAGAGGCCAACCUGCGCGAGCUCAGCCGUCCCGGCUGACACAGCUGAUGAUGGUUUCGAGGAUAUCUACGAAGAUCUCGAGAGUGAGUACCUGAUCACGUACAAGAUUGGUGAUCUGGGCCACGUUACUUCAGUGAACGAUCCCCAGGUAGAGGAGGGAGACUGUCGGUACCUACCGAACGAAAUCCUGCAGGAAGAUUUCUCCAAUCUUCCCAAAGCGGAUAUCUUCUCCCUGGGAAUCACAUUGUAUGAAGCCGCCGGUGGAGGUGCUCUCCCCAAAAAUGGCCCCAAAUGGCACCAGCUGCGAAGUGGGGCAUUCCCGGAUCUGCCCGGAAUCAGUCGAGAAUUUAACGAGCUGAUCAAGCUGAUGAUGCAUCCGGAUCCCGAGAAGCGACCAUCCUCGACCACUAUCUUUAACCAUCCAGUACUCUCACCAAUCGAUUCGAAGAGCAAAGCGCAGCUCUGUUUGGAGCUCAGCUUGGAACGGCAGAAGAACGAGGUGCUGAUGCGGAAGCUGAAGGAGCAGAGUAAAAUGCUGAAAUCCUACGAGCAAGCGCAAACGCCACUAUCCCGCAAGUGCCGAGGCAGUAGCACCCGCGAGCUAGCGGUAUCCGAUCGUAAACUGCGCUCCUAUUCGCGUAAGAAGCGUACCACCAAUCUCAUCACAACGCGGCGAGGAAUCAGGGAUAAUAGUAAGGGCAGAGAAUACUAAUCAUAUACUACUAGCCAGCCAGCCAUCAUAGCCAGAGAUGAAACAUCAACAAAAUCCAACCGAAUAUUGAUCAGUUGCAGUCUGUCAGUCACCCAAUCGAAACUCUAGAGAGCAGAAAACAGAGUCAAACUUUGAAAGAAGUCAUCUGAAGUUAUUCUUCGAUACAAGAAAAAAAAAUAACAGGAUAAUAUAUACAGAGAAAUGAAAAAAAAAACAUCGUAUCGAUAUCACAGCGCAAAUAUGUUACGGGACAUAAAGUUUCUUUUUCAUAAAUUCUUUAUAUUAUUUUUUUUCGCUUUUUUCCAAAACGCUUUUUUUUUCGGAACGCCCUUAAAUUAAGUCUUUUUUUACAUUUUCGACAAGCUUUGUUUUCUAAAUUUUUGAUACCGCUUCAUUUUUUCCUACAUUUUUGGAAUUGUCACUGCUAUUAGAAUUACCAAUGUUACGAAUGUUACAUUUUUGAGAACGUUGAACUAAAUAUAACGUAAAUUGUAAGUGUUCGAUUUGUUGAGCGAUACGAAAAAAAAAAUAUUUUAAAAAAAGUUGAACGAAAAAAACCUUGCUGUGACUACUCGUUGAUGAAAAACGUGCCUUUUGAAAAGAUUAUCACUGUUACAUACACACACACUACAUUUGCGGUAGACGGAGAAGGAAACUCAGAAACAAAAAGAUGUUGUGAUACAUCCAUCGAAUCGCGUAGAGCAGAUGAAAAGAGCUGAUCAUAUUUUUAUUUAUAAGUCAGAAUUCCAGACAAAGAAGAAAGAAAAGUAGAAGCGAGACGCAUUUUCCAGCGAAGGGAAGUAAACAAAAACAAGAAUUUAACAAGGACGGAGAUCCAUCUAAAUCGAAUAAAACGGAGAAAAUUUGUGAUUUUAUACUGUAAGAGCAACUCUAAGCCUAAGCCUAAGUCGAACCAAGUCCCCUCCUCCCAAACCCCCAGAAGAUGAAAAGCGAUCUGUUAUUGACCAAAAUAAUUUUUUUAGCAUUAUAUGUAUACGUACGAUUCUUAUUUUCCGACAGGUUCUGUAGCUUGUACAUAGGUUCAUUAAGUUUUCUUCCAUUUUCGCACCCCAUAGACAGGGAAUAGUUCGGGGGUUGUUAUGCGGUCCGUUUGUGUGGGAAUUCGCCAGCACACCUGCACAAAGCUAUUCCUUCGCCAAUGCCAUAGAAGCAGAUUUUGUUUUCCAGCACGGCCGGAGAAGAAUCGCUUCAUCUGCGCGUUAGUCUUUCCGCUUUCAUUAUUUUAGCUUGUAAGGAAAGAAAUGUUCCAAAAACUAUAUUUUUCAUAAGUGAUUAUUUCCUAUAACGGAAGAUUGUAAACCCUCGAUCGGAUACAGAAGUUUUUAUAAUAAAGAGUUAUUCAAACAAUA